Messenger RNA from Paralichthys olivaceus (Japanese flounder), 763 nucleotides. The record is from RefSeq and is a predicted model, not a curated record. NCBI's taxonomy places the organism in Eukaryota, Metazoa, Chordata, Actinopteri, Pleuronectiformes, Paralichthyidae.
UUUCAGACCUCCCAGAGAUUUGGAUUCCAAAGCUUGUGUAACUAUCGGAGAGAAGAACUUCGAGGUGAAGGCGGAUGACCUGGAGCAGAUCUGCGAGCUCGGCCGAGGAGCGUACGGCGUGGUGGACAAGAUGAGGCACGUGCCCAGUGGCCUGAUCAUGGCGGUCAAGAGGAUUCGUGCCACAGUGAACACUCAGGAGCAGAAGAGGCUGCUGAUGGACCUGGACAUCUCCAUGAGGACGGUGGACUGUUUCUACACCGUCACCUUCUACGGAGCCUUGUUCAGAGAGGGCGACGUGUGGAUCUGCAUGGAGCUGAUGGACACGUCCCUCGACAAGUUCUACAAGCAGGUGAUCGAGAAGGGCAUGAACAUCCCCGAGGACAUCCUGGGAAAGAUCGCCGUCUCUAUAGUUAAAGCUCUGGAGCAUCUGCACAGUAAUCUGCAGGUCAUACACAGAGACGUGAAGCCGUCCAACGUGCUGAUCAACACUCAGGGUCAGGUGAAGAUGUGCGACUUCGGCAUCAGCGGCUACCUGGUCGACUCCGUGGCUAAAACCAUGGACGCCGGCUGCAAACCCUACAUGGCGCCGGAGAGGAUCAACCCCGAGACCAACCAGAAGGGAUACAACGUGAAGUCUGACAUCUGGAGUUUAGGAAUCACAAUGGUAAAUACACUUUUUAUUUUUCAUUUAAAGAUUUCCCGUUGUCUUCUGUUGCACUUCUGUCCGUCCUGGGAGACGGAUCCUCACACGUGUCUCCACGAG